CCAAACAAUACCUGUGUCGGCAGAUUUAUAUCAAAUAUACUUCCCUGUCGACUGACUUCAUUUCAGUUUUGGUUUCGGGUAUUUCUCUCAAACGUAAACCUGCCAAAGGAUGGCAUCUUCUACUGGUAAGCUAUGUGGUCCAUGUGAAGCAAGAUAUAAAACUACGACUGCUGUUAGCUGGUGUAUGGACUAUGAUGAUGGACUAUGUUCCUCGUGCUUAGAAGACCACAAAGUCAACAAAGCAAGUAAGAAACAUCAGACCUUACCAGUAAGUCAGUACGUAGGGAUAGAAUCGGUUUCAUCAUUAAUUAAGCAAGAAUGUGAAGAACAUGAUCAGAGACUAACGUUUUAUUGUCUUGACCAUUGCGUCACAGCUUGUGCUCUAUGUGUACCGGGAAAACAUAAACAAUGCACAAACCUAAAAUCUAUCGAGGAACUUGCCCGUAAUGCUAAGACAUCGACAGAACUGUUUGACAUUGAAAAGGGGACCAAGGAGCUAGACAAUACUAUUGAUGAACUUAAAAAUCAUCGACAGCGAAACAUUGAUACAAUUAGAGACCAACAAAAAAACAUUUUAAGAGAAAUUAAAUCUUUAAGAAAACAGAUAAACAAGCAUCUUGAUAAUAUUGAAUCGGAUUUGUUAAAGGAGUUGGAAUUUAAAAGCGAACAAAAUAUAUCCGAAAUAAACACACUUCUGGCAAAAUUGAAAGAAAGAGGAGCAAACAUAAAAAAACUUGGAAAAACAAUCCAUCAAUUAAAAGAAUCAUUAUCCGAUGUUCAAGUCUUUUUAGCAACAAAAAGUCUCAGUGAAAAGUUGCCAGAAGAACACGAAUGGGUUUCAAUGAUUUGUCACCAAGACGUAGCUAAUUAGGAGGUCGUUCUAGAACUAUCUACUGAUCCGCAACUUACACAAAUGGUAUCCGACUUAAAAGGUUUUGGUAUGAUAGAUGUUGUCCGAAAUCCGUGUCAGCUUACGACCGACGCUUGGGAGCACCAAAGAGCACAGUUGAAUGUACCGAUGACCGCAGUCAGAUAUAUUGUCCAGACAGAACUGAAGUUAAUACGCGAGAUUUCUUUUGGAGUCGGUAAAAAUAUUAAAGAUUGUGCAAUUAUCAAUGAUGGAAGACUGGUUUUUGCAGAUUAUAAUAACGAUGAGAUUUUAGUGCAUAAUCCAGAGGAACAGUUAUUGAAAUCAAUAAAUGUCGACAUGUCUCCUUAUGGAUUGGCUGUGAUAAGUUCAAUUACCGUAGCCGUAACAUGUUGUAAACAUAAAACAAUAAACAUUGUAAAUAUUGAUGAUUGCGUCGUCAAACAGAAAAUAAAAGUAGGAAAGCCUUGCUGUGGUUUAUCUUACCACGCUGACAACCUUUAUGUCCUUGCAAAACACACAGGAAUACUAGAGUUUGAUUUAACAGGAAAGCUCAUCAGAACAAUACCAGUAGAUUUUCUAUCUAGUGAAGGCUAUUUAUG
Molecule: messenger RNA, 1470 nt
Organism: Mytilus trossulus (common blue mussel)
Lineage: Eukaryota; Metazoa; Mollusca; Bivalvia; Mytilida; Mytilidae
Product: E3 ubiquitin-protein ligase TRIM63-like
Exons: 2
Coding region: 110-871 (253 amino acids)
Source: RefSeq, a predicted model, not a curated record